UUCUCCUUUCUGAUUUAUUGCUUAUUUUAUUAGGAUUUUGACCAUUGAAGUGAAGUAUUGCUCAUAGUUAGGGCAAAAAUGGACCUCCGAAAAUCAAUCGCGUGCCAAACAGACGUUGCCCUCAGCAUCACAAAGCAUUUAUUCUCAAAACAAGAAUAUCAUGACAACAACCUCAUAUUUUCACCCUUCUCUCUCCACGCUGUUCUUAGCGUCAUGGCUGCAGGUUCAGAAGGCUCCACACUCGAUGAGCUUAUUUCCUUCCUCCGAUUUGACUCCAUCGACCAUCUCAACACUUUCUUCUCUCAGCUCCUCUCCGAUCUGCUCUCCAACAUUGAUGCCACCCGCCUGUCUUUUGUCAAUGGAAUGUGGGCUGAUAAAUCAGUUUCCCUUUCUCAUUCUUUUAAACAACUUGUCACCACACAUUACAAGGUGUCUUGUGCUUCAGUUAAUUUUCGGACCAAGGGUGAUAAAGUGCGCCAUGAAGUCAAUUCAUGGGUUGAAGAAGAGACGAAUGGCCUUAUCACAAAACUUAUUCCUCCCAAGGCUGUAGGCAAGUUAACCAGACUUAUCUUUGCAAACGCACUGCACUUCAAAGGUGAGUGGAAACACAAGUUUGAUCCAGCAGGCUAUAAUAAGUUUCACCUCCUCAAUGGCAAGAUAGUCUAUGUUAUCUUCAUGAGAAGCAAGAAGAAGAAGCGGUUUAUUAGCACUUUUGAUGGUUUCAAAGUCCUACGCCUUUCUUAUAAACAAGGUAUAGAUAAGAAGCGUCGGUUCUCCAUGUACAUUUUUCUUCCAGACGCAGAAGAUGGACUGUCAGCUUUAAUUGAAAAGUUGGCUUCAGAAUCUGGUUACUUGAAAGACAAGCUUCCUCGGCGAAAAGUACGAGUAUCUAAUUUCAAGAUUCCAAAAUUCAAGAUUUCUUUUACACUUGAAGCUUCUAAUGUGCUACAGGAGGUGGGAGUGAUUUCGCCUUUCUCCCAGGAAGCAAGAUUUACAAAUAUGGUGGAGUCUCCCUCAGGUGAAGAACAUGUUGAAAGCAUGUUUCACAAAGCUUCCAUCGAGGUAAAUGAAGAAGGCACUGAAGCUACAACGGCCAAUUCAACGGUCCUCAUAAAGAAAGGAAAGCGUUUUACUCACCGUUCUUCUGGUAUAGACUUUGUAGCUGACCACCCUUUCCUCUUCAUGAUCAGAGAAGAUUUUACCGGAACAAUCUUGUUUAUUGGGAAGGUGCUAGAUCCUCGUGAUGGAGUAGCCACGCCGGUGAGGCGUAGCAAUUUCAAAGAUGAUGUUAGUGACGAUGAUGAGUACUUGAACAAGCUUCCAUCACUGAGGAAUAUGUCAAAGCAAGAUAUGAAUUCAGAGAAAUUCAUUAUGCAAUUCAGAAAGCGGUUGAGAUAUUAUGAUUUUGGCUCAAGUUUGGAUGGGGGGGAAUGGUCAGGGUAUGGUGAUAGAUCAGCGAGUUAAAACCUGUGAUAUGACAGAACAAAUAUCGUAUGCAUUAUUUAUUACUGAUGCCCUUAAAUUUUUUAUGGUUUUGAUAAAUUGAUGAUUAUUACAAUCUGGCUCAUUUGUCUUUGACUUAUUUUUUCAACUAUUUUGAAAUUGAGUUUAAGAUUGUGCUAUGCUAACUUUCAUCUGCUGUAAAGAUCAAUACUUCAAAUGCCCAACAACCUUAGCUUGUUGGCUUUUUGAGUAUCUUACGCCCAA
Molecule: messenger RNA, 1707 nt
Organism: Trifolium pratense (red clover)
Lineage: Eukaryota; Viridiplantae; Streptophyta; Magnoliopsida; Fabales; Fabaceae
Product: serpin-ZX-like
Exons: 2
Coding region: 79-1464 (461 amino acids)
Molecular function (GO): serine-type endopeptidase inhibitor activity
Source: RefSeq, a predicted model, not a curated record